UACAAUCACUUCUAAAACGUGCCAUUUGCAAACCGGUAGUUGGAAAAUUGCUGAGGAAGGAGCGUUUAGUGAAGAAGAUAGUGAAAAUGGCCCCACCCUUCUCUUUCUCAUGCUUCAAAUGCUUCAAAUGGGGCUCUCUCUUGCAGCAGAGCUCCUCAAUAUUCCAUUAAAAUCCUUGCAUUUCCAUUGCCCUCUCUGUUUUCCUCUGUUUUCUUCUUCAAAAGAAAGAAUCAAAGAAGAAGAAACCGACCCCUUAUCACAAAUUGGUGUUGAGGAGUAGCAAAAUGUUCAAAAUGGCAAGGAUUAUGGUGCUGUUUUUGGGUUUGUUUUUGUGGGUUUGUUCAUCUGGAAUGGCUUCUGUGAGUUAUGACCACAAAGCCAUAAUCAUCGAUGGCCGGAGGAGAAUACUGAUUUCUGGGUCUAUUCAUUAUCCAAGAAGCACUCCUCAGAUGUGGCCGGACCUUAUACAGAAGGCCAAAGAUGGAGGACUGGAUGUUAUUGAUACAUAUGUGUUCUGGAAUGGCCAUGAGCCUUCCCCUGGACAGUAUUAUUUUGAGGAUAGAUAUGAUUUGGUGAGAUUUGUGAAGCUUGUUCAACAAGCUGGCUUAUAUGUUCAUCUACGGAUUGGUCCAUAUGUUUGUGCAGAAUGGAAUUUUGGUGGAUUUCCUGUUUGGUUAAAGUAUGUUCCUGGGAUUUCCUUUAGGACAGACAAUGAACCCUUCAAGGCGGCUAUGCAAAAGUUCACUGAGAAGAUUGUCGGUGUGAUGAAGGGGGAGAAGCUAUACCAAAGCCAGGGAGGGCCCAUUAUUCUGUCUCAGAUUGAGAAUGAAUAUGGACCAGUGGAGUGGGAAAUAGGUGCCCCUGGUAAGUCUUACACCAAAUGGGCAGCUCAAAUGGCAGUGGGUCUUGACACUGGAGUGCCAUGGGUGAUGUGCAAGCAAGACGAUGCCCCUGACCCUGUGAUUGACACCUGCAAUGGGUUUUACUGUGAAAACUUCGAACCCAAGAAGGUUUAUAAACCCAAAAUGUGGACAGAAGCUUGGACUGGUUGGUUCACUGAGUUUGGUGGCCCAGUUCCUUAUAGGCCAGUUGAAGACUUAGCCUAUUCCGUUGCAAGAUUCAUACAGAAUCGUGGUUCUUUCAUCAAUUAUUAUAUGUAUCAUGGAGGAACUAACUUCGGCCGAACUGCUGGUGGGCCUUUCAUAGCUACUAGCUAUGACUAUGAUGCUCCCAUCGAUGAGUAUGGCCUAUUAAGGGAACCGAAAUGGAGUCAUCUGAGAGAUCUGCACAAAGCCAUCAAGCUGUGUGAACCCGCUUUAGUGUCGGUAGAUCCUACCGUGUCAUCGUUAGGAAGCAACCAAGAGGCUCAUGUCUUCAAGACAAGAACAGGGGCAUGUGCUGCUUUUCUAGCAAACUAUGAUGCAUCGUCGUCUGCAACAGUCGCCUUUGGAAAUAAUCAAUAUGACCUGCCACCUUGGUCCGUCAGCAUCCUUCCUGACUGCAAAUCUGCCAUUUUCAACACUGCAAUAGUCAAGGCACCAAGCUCACAGCCUAAAAUGACACCAGUUAGUUCAUUUUCAUGGCUUUCAUACAAUGAAGAAACAGCCUCUGCGUAUACCGAUGAUACAACCACCAUGGCUGGGCUAGUGGAGCAAAUAAGUGUCACGAGGGAUGCAACAGACUAUCUGUGGUACAUGACAGAUAUAAUGAUUGAUCCGAACGAAGGCUUUCUAAAGAGCGAACAAUGGCCUCUUCUCACGAUCUUUUCAGCUGGCCAUGUUUUGCAUGUGUUCAUAAAUGGCCAGCUAUCUGGAACUGAAUAUGGGGGGUCGGAGAAUUACAAAUUAACAUUCAGUAAAUACGUUCCCCUAAGGGCAGGAAUUAACAAGCUUUCUAUACUGAGUGUCGCUGUUGGUCUCCCGAAUGGUGGCCAACAUUAUGAGACAUGGAACACUGGCAUUCUAGGUCCUGUCACAUUGAAGGGUGUAGACGAGGGAACAAAAGACAUGUCUGGAUAUAAAUGGUCGUACAAGGUUGGUUUGAAAGGAGAAGCCUUGAAUCUUCAUACUGUUAGUGGAAGUAGCUCAGUUGAAUGGGUGACAGGCUCAUUGGUGUCUCAAAAACAGCCUCUCACAUGGUACAAGACGACUUUCGAUGCCCCGGGAGGCGACGAACCGUUAGCUUUAGAUAUGAGCAGCAUGAGUAAAGGUCAGGUAUGGAUUAACGGUCAGAGCAUCGGGCGCCAUUGGCCUACAUAUACCGCACGAGGUAGCUGUGGCAAAUGCAGCUAUGCAGGAACUUUUAAUGAGAAGAAAUGUCAUUCUAGCUGUGGAGAGCCCUCACAAAGAUGGUAUCACGUUCCCCGUGCCUGGUUGGAAUCGAGCGGGAACCUAUUGGUGAUUUUCGAAGAAUUGGGUGGCAAUCCCGAGUCAAUCUCUUUGGUCAAGAGAUCCACUUCCUGAUAACACAACAAACUAUCAAUUGAGGUUGUCUUUAGGUAAGCUCAACCAUGUCUCGUAUUUCUCUACUCUUACUAAAUGCACAUAGAUUUCUCAAAUUAUAGUUCAUCUCGAGUUGCAUAAGCCAAUCGCCAAACUCAAGCUGGUUGGUUUACAUCCCGAGCACAUUCACAA
Molecule: messenger RNA, 2633 nt
Organism: Cucurbita moschata (crookneck pumpkin)
Lineage: Eukaryota; Viridiplantae; Streptophyta; Magnoliopsida; Cucurbitales; Cucurbitaceae
Product: beta-galactosidase-like
Exons: 18
Coding region: 285-2462 (725 amino acids)
Biological process (GO): carbohydrate metabolic process
Cellular component (GO): vacuole; cell wall
Molecular function (GO): beta-galactosidase activity
Source: RefSeq, a predicted model, not a curated record